ACAACACUCAAAACCAUAGCCGUUCGACAGAAGAUAAUAAUAAUCUCCUCAGAUAAAACCACUUCACAGUUCUUCGGAGUUUGGAGUUUUCGAUUCCAUAAAAUUAUCCAGAAAAUUCCCCCUAAUUCUUCUAGAAUCUUCCAUGGAAGAAGAGCCAGAGCAUUCCGGUUUCACCUGCUUCUUCUGAUUCUUCAAUAAUACCUCAGUCGCCGCCAUUUUUUUCUCAACAGGAUAUCUUGUGGUUUUCUAAAGUGAAUUUCAUUGUCGUGUGAAGGUUCCUUUGCUUUAAAAGGUCUGCAAUAAAGCUUCAACUGUAGAGCUCAAUCCUUGUGGAAAUCAUGGGCAGUACAUUCAAUCCACAAAUCUUUGUGGAAAAGCUAACCAAGCUCAACAAUACUCAGACCAGCAUAGAGACUCUAUCGCACUGGUGUAUUUUCCACAUGAACAAAGCAAGACAAGUUGUUGAAACAUGGGAUAGGCAAUUUCAUUGCUCCCCGCGUGACCAAAGAUUGGCUUUUCUGUACCUAGCAAAUGAUAUUCUGCAGAACAGUAGGCGCAAAGGCUCAGAGUUUGUUGGUGAAUUUUGGAAAGUUCUUCCAGAUGCUCUUCGUGAUGUAGUUGAAAACGGAGAUGAAUUUGGAAGAAAUGCAGCACUACGACUGAUUAGCAUAUGGGAAGAAAGAAAAGUGUUUGGUUCUCGGGGGCAAAUUCUAAAGGAAGAGCUUAUGGGAAGGCACCUGGAAAACAAUAACAGAAAUGGAAAGCCUUUGAACGUCAAACUGAAACAUUCUGCUGGAAAUACGCUGGAAAAAAUAGUUUCAGGUUAUCAUGUUGUUUAUGGGCAUAUGGAGGAAGACGUAAUACUGAGCAAAUGUAGGAAUGCUAUCAACUUUGUUGAGAAAGUAGAUAAGGAAAUCGGUAGUGAUAUCAAUGCAGGGAAAUUUCAUGGAUCUACACUUGUGGAGGAUCUGCAGGGGCAGAAUUCUGUACUGCAAGACUGUAUUGAACAACUAACGACAGUUGAAUCGUCAAGAGCUAGUCUUGUGUCUCUUCUGCAAGAGGCUCUAAGAGAGCAGGAAUCUAAGCUGGAUCAAGUCCGUAAUCAACUUCAGGCUGCGCAAUCCCAGUCAGAGCACGCCACUACUAUCUGCCGUCAAUUAGUAGGCCAUGACAAUGUGCCGCUGUCGCUAGCUAACCAUGGUCCCAAGGAGGUUCACACUUCCGUAGUGCCACACAGCUUAAUAGCAGGAGAUAAGGAGCAAUCUGCACCGGUAAUGUACACCCAUGCAGCGCCUUUUCCUGAAAAAUCGGUACACAUGGAGGAAGAUCCCCGCAAAUCUGCAGCUGCAGCAGUGGCGGCAAAACUAACUGCCUCAACAUCCUCCGCUCAGAUGCUCUCUUAUGUUCUAUCCUCCUUGGCGUCGGAGGGUGUCAUAGGCAACACAAUGAAAGAAUCCUCUGGUGACUAUCCAUCUGAAAAGAGGCCUAAGCUCGAGAAUGACCAAUCACCGUAUGUUCCUCAGAAUACUCAACCACCACCGGUUUCUCCCUUUCCUCAUCCCGACACCAGCCAACAAUUCAAUCCAAGCGAGCCGCCACCUCCUCCAUCGUCGUCGCCUCCACCGUUGCCACCACUACCACCAAUGCCGCAGUACCCAGUGCCCCAAUUUAUGCAGACUGCUACUGGGUCCAUGGCCAAUGUACCAUACAGCUACAGCAUAACCCAACAAGCACCACCUACAAUGCCUGGUUAUACAACAGUGGGGGCUCCUCUGAAUGGGGUUUCUCCCUACUCAACAACAGCAAAUUCUUACCAGACUUUCCAGGGUCCAGAUGGUAAUUUCUACAACCAGCCAUCUUCGAUGCCGAUGGCGCCAAUUUCUCGGCAAUAAUAUUUCUUAGUUCCAUAUCUAGCUAGGAGGGAGAAGAUUUUGAUGUGUUAACAUUGACUCUGGAGAAGGGAAAAAAAAAAUCUGAAGCUUUUGUUUCUCCCUACAGAGAACCUUUUAUUUAUUACUUACUGUGUACCUUUUGUUAUACACAUGUUAGUUUUGCACAUAGUUACUAGUUAGUAAUGUUUGUAACUUUAAAUUGCGUCUAAAUUUAUGGAUUUGAAUACAAUUUUUUUUCAUUGAA
Molecule: messenger RNA, 2136 nt
Organism: Morus notabilis
Lineage: Eukaryota; Viridiplantae; Streptophyta; Magnoliopsida; Rosales; Moraceae
Product: UPF0400 protein C337.03
Exons: 8
Coding region: 339-1892 (517 amino acids)
Biological process (GO): mRNA 3'-end processing
Cellular component (GO): RNA polymerase II, holoenzyme
Molecular function (GO): RNA polymerase II complex binding
Source: RefSeq, a predicted model, not a curated record